Diuraphis noxia (Russian wheat aphid) is the source of this 744-nucleotide messenger RNA. RefSeq lists its product as uncharacterized. The record is from RefSeq and is a predicted model, not a curated record. Lineage: Eukaryota; Metazoa; Arthropoda; Insecta; Hemiptera; Aphididae.
AUAUUAUUAUUAUAUAUACGGACCGGAGGAAACCCCCGCGAGGUCCUGUACAGAUUCUCACGAUUGCGUAACAAUAGGGGAAGAGGACCGAAGACUGUUGUACGGCGGUACACGCCGUUAUACAUCGCGUGGACRACGCGACUCUCGGAUCCCCCGGACCAUAUGAUCGACAAAGAAACUGCGUAUCGCGCAACAGCUGAUCGACGACAGUUUUUAAACUAUGGACAGCMACGUUUGCGGAGAAACCGAAGAGCGAGCGUGAUGCCGAUCAAUGGCAACGCGUUGGCCAAAUACUUGGUCAUGGUAUCCCAAGUGGUCGCUUGGUGUACGGUUAGCGCGAUGCUGUUGCGGAGAGGCCUGAACCAGGUGAACGCUACCACAUCGCAGCAACCGCCGUCGUCAUCGUACGGCAGCAAACCGUACGGCGGUCCGGCCGCGGCGUUCGGCGACGGCAACGCGACAUCGACCGCGGCCACGGACACCGGCCACCAUCAGCACAGGGCGCCCGAGGUGGAAAAAUCGUUCGACGAAAACGGCGCGCCUGCCGUGGUGGCCGGCGUCGUGAUGAUCGCGAUCGCGGUCAUCAUGCUGAUCAUCAGCCCCACGAUCAUGGUGAUGAAAAUGAUCGAGAAACGCAAGAAGAGGAUCUUGGAGACGGUAAGCACAUGCAACAUGCGCGUUGAAACGAAAAACAAACGUAUAGGUAACUUMAUUUUAUCCGCAUCAGUACAUAACUCUAUUUAA